AUGUCAGCUAAAAAAGUUGCUAUUUCUAUAAAUGUUGUGUAUAAUGAUGACAUUUAUAGUCAAGAGAGUCUUUUCUACUCAGGAGAAACAACCUUGCUUCCAUGUAAGCUAAGUAAACUAUGUCAAUUUUAUGUCUGAAUUUCCUUGUGUUUGAUACAUGUUCAGUUAAUUUGCCCUGCUUUGUCUUUAAAUCAAUGGUAAAGGGUUCAAGAUUGGAUAGUAAUACAUCACAUAGCAAAUAGAUGUAUAAAACAGGUAGAUUCCAUGUUGCUGUGGGUUUUUAAAGUUACUGUAAACAUGUGCAGAAGAUAUCAAAAUGUGGUGAGAAAAUCAGUGACACACUUGGUUGUGUCUCUUGUGCCACUGUUACCACAUUGGGACAUAUUCUGUGAUCUAUUACUGAACAGAUAUACUGCAGCAUGGAAUAUAUUUCUUAGGUGAAAUGCUUGAGACCAAUUUGACAUGAGGAUUUCCUUUAAAUUGUUGGGUCCUCAAGAAAACCCUCUCUAUCUAUUCUUUCCUGACAAGGUAGCUGUUUCAUUUUGAAAUGUUUAUUUUCAUAUUACUUCUGUUUCAGUAAUUCUACCCCCAGCCUGGACAUUAACUGGGACAUCUAUUCCAUUUUGUGUAAGAUAAUUUUAGAAGUCAGUUUAGUAUGAUUUAAAGCAAAUCUUUGCUGACUUUAACUCAUAAACAGUACCUGUUUCAUCAUAAUCAGCUAUGUUUUCUUUGUUUUUAUUGUCUCCUGCUGUUUCUUUUUGCAACUCCGUCCCCAACAUUGUCCAAAAAUUACAAACUCUGUUAGUCAGCCGGCUCCACACUAUGUUUUCUUGUGCAGGAUAAAAGCAGGCAUUUCCUGGGAGGGCAAGAUGGGCCCAUCUCACCCCCUUGGGUACAGCCAACCAGAACACAGGAUUCCCCCAUAUUGCCCACAGGCACUACCAGUGAUUUAAUAAUGUUUAUUAUCAUAAUUAUUGUUAUUACAAUAUAACUUUUGAAGUAGUAAAAAAAAUGCAGGAGUUUGUAUUUUACUAAAGCUGCUCUAAAGUCAAACCUGUGCCUUUUGGUGAUAUUUCACACUUAUUUUAGAGAGGUCAUAGCCAUUUCACUAUUACAAGCUUUUUAUGUUUCAACUUUUCAGGCUCUUUUUUAUUUAUUUCCAUUUUAAUUAUUGAGACACAAAUUAUUUCAUCUAGUAAAGUAUGCUAUCAUUGACAGAAAUUGUUUGGCAAAAUUUUGUGCACACCAAUAUUUCUUUUGUCAGUUUGACACCACCAAAAAUUCAGAAAUACAUGUAUCUUUUUACCAACUAAAUUUUAUAUUUUGUGGUUUUAGGCCACAGUAGAGUCAUUGAGUGAUCAUGUUUUGGGAUACAAAGAAAGGCUUCAAAACAUAACAGCAAUGAAUGUUUACUGUAGCAAGAGUACUGAUGUAAGUAAGGAAAUCAAUUUAGUGACUCAUUAUUUGCCUUUGAGAUACUACUAGUCUUAAUACUACUAAAUUUUAUGUCUGUUUCUUUAAACAUAUAUAUCAUUGAGGAUUGAUAAUAAUAAGAGUUAAUGAGUCUCCUUUGAAGUUGUCUCUUGGUGGCAUGAUCAAACACCCAGAGACUAAAAGAGGACAAGGACAAGUCUCAGUGCUCAGAUCAAAAUAAGACUCUAUAUCAAGUCUUGAAUGAAAUGUCUGCCAUAAUAUGUGCAACACCCUGAGGGAAUUAUAUCUUUCAAGUACCUUAGUUUUAAAACUGCUUUGCAAAAGUAAGAAGCAUUUAGAGCAAGUUUUACUUGGUUCUUGCGAGUUAUUCACAAUUGCAUUUGCAAUUGCUCUGUGAUUGGUUUGGAAAACUACCAGCACCCUCUUGACCAGUCACUUGAGGUCUUGAUCACUUAUAUAUUAAUACAUUUAUUAAAUGAGUUCCCAUAGGUUCAUCCUUUUCUUUGUUCAGUUGUGAUUUAACUUUGGUUUAGUUUUACAACUCUCAAUCCAAUGAAGACGGUUAUUUUAUUUGUUUUACUGAAGAGUUUGUCUCCUCCAGAAUGUUCAAGGACAGUAAAGAAGUCAGAGAUCACUUGAAUGAAUAGACUGUAAUCCUGAAUAUGAUGUUCCUCCUCCAAGUGAAAAAUUUGUUAAUAUUUAAUGCUUGAUGGAGGAAAACUCACUGAUAUACUUUUUUAACUUAUAGGAGUUGCGCUUAGAAGACUAUGAAUACCUUGAGAAGUCUGGGAAAUUAUCAAAAAGAAAAACAAGAACAAAAAUAGGAGUCCUACUUCAAGACACAAAUUGUCCCAUGUAAAAUAUGCAUAAUUACAUUAAAAUACAGAUCCAUGACUUUGCAAAACAUAUUACGUACUAAAUAUUUUCAAAAGUAUACGUGCAGUCAGGAUUUAUUGGGCUAGGUUGUGUUUUUGGGAAAACACUUCACUCUUGAUUAAGAAGUGCCCUCCCUACCCUGGAUUUUUGUUUUAAAGGGGGGAGGGAAGAGUCAUGUCGGUAAUGCUAGUGUUACCACUUAUUUUGGAGAGUAGGGAUACUUCAUGCUCCGUAAUCAAAGGCUAUUUCAUGGUAUGGGAAACAGAAGACGCUUUGUUAAUUAACUUUAACCGCUGAACUUAUGAGCCUGUUUAUGAUUCUUUCGCAGUUUCGCUACGAUUGGUACCCAAGGAGGAGCAGUCAAAUCCUCCACAUCUGGUCCUUUCAGUCAAAAAAAACAGGAGGCAGCAAAUAUUUGGUCUAAAUCAUCCAGUGCGGUGGUUUUUGCAAGCCAAAGUAAGAAACCUCACACCGUUACCUUUAUGCCUGGCCUGCUUAACUGAGUGCAACUUAAAUUUUCUUCUAGCAGCUUACGUUUUACUUUUUAAUGUAAAUGAAACAAUUGAAAAGAAUAUCUUGAUAGGCAGAAAACGCUUGGAAGAAAAAAAUAUAUAGUCAUUCUGGCUUUGUUGAUGGGAUCGUACCUGGAGUGGCUGGUAAGGGAAGGAAAAAAAAACACGUUUAAAAACAAGCUGAUAACCUAUCAUUCCUUAUCUCGCCACAAGACAGAAAAAACAAGGGUGCGGUGAGUGGGGAAACUUGUAGAGGGAGCUUACGAGAGCAGGUAUACUUACAACAGGGAAAUUUCUUAAUCAUUUAAAUUCAGUGCGGCAAAUACUCAACUGUUUUUAACUUUCUUUUCAGUGGCCACAGAUCCUGGCACAGUUCGCACUCAAGCGCAACCAUCACACAAGUUUUCCUUUUCUCCGAUAAUAAAUUUUACGGCGCAAACUUCUGCAGACCCUAGCAAAGUUUUUCUCCCCCCAGCUGGCGAGGUAGAGCCAGCGCCAACCGUGACUGUUUCAGAAGGGAAGGAACUUAUGGACUCCCUCCUUGAGAGCAUUAUCAAAUGCAUGCAAAUCCAGAAUUCUCUCUACAGACUUGUGUUGCUGAAACUGGAAAAGCGAGCUGCUGAACCUAAAGAUGAAAAUGAUGUUCUCCCGGGGCCCAAGGCGAGUGACGAGAAAAGCGCUGGAAAGAAUCAGGAUUGUGAUCUAGGAACUCUCCUGUGUGAGCUCAAAAGCCCCUUAGAGGCCUUAAUGCGCUCUGCAGAAAUUCAAAGAGGACUUUUUCAAAGAAUGGUCGCCGUGAACUCGAUGAUGACUGACGAAUCUGCUGACCCGCCUAACGAUGGUGCAUCUUCUAGAGAGGGUCAAGGUGAAGUAGUACUUAACACUACAUGAAAAAAUUUUAAACAAUGUACAUUCUCAACAAUUUGCUUUCGUGUCCUUGUUAUUUUACAGAAUCCCGUCAAGUUAACAUACUGACAGUUCGUUCCGACCUCGAAGAGAUCACUUUUAAAACCAAAAUGCCGUGUUACUAUGCAAGAAACCCUUACACCAACCAAGAAGUUAAGGCAAUAACUAGCGACGAUGUCCUACAUCAUGUAUGUCAGGAUGAGCGGCCCUUAAGCUCUCGAGCCGUCAGGGUUGGGACGAGUGGUCAGCGGGAACUUCCUCAUGGAUUUGGAACCCUAAAAACCGUGACAGGGAAGCUUUUAUACAAGGGAGACUGGUGCAGAGGUAAUCUGCAUUGGCGGGAUAUUUUGACUCCUUUUUUUUGCGGUAUGGAAAUUACCGUGAGGGAAAUAACUAAAUGUUGACAUGGAAAGAUAACUAAUUGAAAUUAAACGAAAAGGACAACCCUCUUGAGUAAAUGCAAAGGAUAAAUAAAGAAAAAAAGGGGGGACAACCCUCUUAAGUAAAUGCAAAUGAUUAAUAAAGAAAAGGAGACUGUGUAAGGAUUGAGUUGAUGAACACAGAUGGUUCUGCAUUAGAUUAGAUUGCCAAGGAGAUUAGGACCUCUAGUACUCGUUCCUUACUUGUACCCUACUCAUCCUCUCCACUUCCCUCGCGUUUAAGGUACCUCUUACACAUCACCAUGAUUCUUCUCCGUACCCUUUUAAAAGCUUUUUUCCCUUCUAUCCAGGAGUCUUCAUAAACGGUGCUAAAUUAUCAGUGAAGCGAUUAGAUGAUGUCCUUUGAACUUAUUUCUUGCACUGCAGGCAAGCGACAUGGCAAAGGUGAAGGACUUAUUCUAUCAGUGCCGUUAGUGGGUAGCAGCCCAGGCACUAUCGAAAAUGGAUUCUACAGUGGAGGAUGGAAAAACAACAUGAGGUACGUUGAACAAAAUUUUGACGGUGCACUCGUAGACACCAUCUUCUUUCCGUAGUGAAAUUAGUAGAUUUUAUGGACAAACAAUUUUGAAGGGUAAGAGCAAAGUGUAGACUAAGUUAACUCCUUCGAAAGGAACACCUCCCCUGAUAAACAGAGAGUCCAUCCCAGCCGAUCUAAAGUUUUAAUCAGAAUAAAUCUCCACUGUCUUUGGAAAGCUAAGUCCUGUCUAUGAUGAUCUAUGGGGGACUCGUUUGUCCAUUAAGAAGUUAUCUAUCUUUGAGAGAGUUAACUGUGGCCCUUCCAGACGGGUUUUGAACGAUCAGAAAAAUGCAUUUAUAGUUAUCUUGCUUCCUCCAUUUCUCUUUCCCUUCCUUUUAAUAUACUCUCAUCCGGCCUAACUCAGAAUUUGCUUUAGCCCCUCACGUUAAUUGUCGAUCUUUUCUCGAAUUGGAAAGCAAAAGACUUUAGCCCAAACUACUUAUUUUAUUUUCAGGCAUGGCAAGGGGAAAAUGACGUUUGUGUCCGGGGUCGUAUACGAGGGUCAGUGGCAGUAUGAUGAAAUGACUGGAUAUGGGACCCUGAAGUGCCCGGAUGGAACCAUUCAAGAAGGGAAUUGGAAGGACGGGUCGUUGGACGGCUGUGUUCUCUUCACCUGGCCACAUGGUGUCACAGAGUACCGCGAGUAUAAACAAGGUCAAGGUUAGUUUUAACUAGAUGGCCUGAUGAAAAAGUGAAAUGCGUCAUUUUAUUGUGAAUCUUUUGAAAGACUGAACGGCGAACUCAUAACGAGUGAGAAAGUAAUGCUAACUUUGGCUGUGGUAUUUAAUCGGAAAGAAAAAUGUGCUCCGAUAAGGAGAGAAGUUGAAAGUUGUGGACACUGCUUGUGUAUAUGGUAUGGCCGUGACAUGCGUCUUGCACCCGAUACUCGAUAAUUUCCAAUAUAUACUGAUCAUUGAACUAAGUAAAAAACAGUUGAAAGUUGAAACCUUUUUCGCUUUUUUGAAACCUUUUCCAGGUCAGCUACCUUGCUCUAAAAUUGACAAAGAAACUGCUGUAAAGCUUACGCAGAUGAGUCCCAUUAGAUCCCAGCUCCUAACACUGCGUGAAUGCGCGGCUGAGUUGAAGGACGAGAACCUGGCUCUCAAAGACGAACUGAACACAUUGAGAGUAGGACAGGCUGAGUUAGACAAAAAGCAUGAAGCGGCUCUUUUGGAACUUCGCCAGUACUUUGACGAUCAACGCGAGCUCGACUCUGAAAAACUGCGAAAAGAGUUCGAACAGAGGGUGAAAGAUGCAGAAGAGAGCAAAUCGAAAAGCUCCGAAAGAAUACGAGAAUUAGAAAAGGAGCUGGAAGAAGCCAAAGGAGGGCGGCUGUGCCAGAUUUGUUUUGAAAACCCACGUGACUGUAUCAUUAUGCCCUGCACUCAUUUGCUGUACUGUAGGACAUGUGUGGCAGAGCAUAAAAGGAAAGGUGACUCCCGCUGCCCUACUUGCCGUGGGCCUAUCUCCGGAGAAAUGUUGUGUAACGUGAAUCACUAAUCAGGGAAAGUCUUAACGUUUUAAAAGUGGACUCAAGUGUUAGUCAUUAAUGCUCCUAAAUGAAAGAAAAAUUCACUAGUCACGUAAAUUUCUGGAAACGAAUCACGCCUCGCGCUGAUUCGUAAGUUCACGGAACACGUUGCCUCGCUUUCUGGAAAAUUCACGCAUCACAUAAAUUUUGGCCUUAAUCCUUCAACUCCCAAGAUCUUGUUAGAAAUUCUCUUAACUGUCUGCUAUGCAAUUCAUAUGAUGUUAUCUCGGAGAAGUUGGUAUUGCAUUAACUAAUAAUCCCUUAUUGAUGUUUUCUUUAUUCUCAUCACUUGUCUGCUUGAUAUUAUGAUGAUAAUGUAGAGAGAAAUUCUGUCUUGGUCACUCAUGGGAGUUAAACGGUUAAUUACAAUCACGUAAAAAACCCUUUGACACCCACCUCUCUGGAAAAACCACACUCUUUAUUCUAUAAGAGCGCGUACAAUUUGGCUGAGUCCAGAUGUUCGAAGCUACUUUUCAACAGCAACUGAAAUGUAAUCACCGCUUGGCCAUGGAAGGUCUGGGUACGAGACUAAAUUAAUCUUCGUAAUUUAUGCGACGUUGCAUUACGGAAUAGAUCUUUUAGUUUGGAAAUAAAGAUUUUGUGACAACUUUGGUU
This is a messenger RNA of Pocillopora meandrina, 6831 nucleotides long. Lineage: Eukaryota; Metazoa; Cnidaria; Anthozoa; Scleractinia; Pocilloporidae. The record is from the annotation of a GenBank genome assembly.